ACGAAACCGCAACACUCACUCACGACUUGACGAACCGAUCACGGCGACUUGAGGCUUUUGGCUCUAUUUACGACAAAGGCUGAUUUUAUGACAUACUCAGCUCUUCCGCCUUCAAUCAACCCGGAUCGUCCCGUUCCUCGUCCUGGCUUCCUAGCCACGCUCGACCCAGCGCCAGCAUUCCAAUUGCGACCGCCACCCUCUGCGCGGCCAGACUUCCCCCACCAGCCCUGGGGCUGACGAGCCUGUCGUCACCGCUGCGCUUCUAGCGCUCCCAAUCUCUCAUUCUCUCCUUCUACACGCUACGAAACUCAAACUCAGCAACCACCAUGCACAAAUCAAAGAUCGCCUUUGUCGAAGAGGCAGACGACGACUCUGGCAGCUCCGUCAAUGGCCGGGCCGGCACUCGCGUCUACGCAUUUACCGACUGCGGUGAUGAGCCCAGCACCCCAUCCAGGGAGCGCCCCAACACCGGCAAGAGCAGACGCGGCGAUCAACCCAACAGCACCUCGGAGUCGGCCAGUCGAUCCGCCCGGAGGAAAACAGAGGACAAGGAACACCGAAGACUGCGCGAAGAAGAGCGCAAGAGGCUGGAACGCGAUGAGGCAAGGAGAGCUCGCGCAGAGAAGAAGGCUCUGGAGGACUCUUCCAAGGCUUUGAAGAAAGUCCGACCGCAAGCCAGGCACUCUCAGACGCAACCCGUCAUACAGCAAUCGCCGCAAGCCUACAGACGCGGCCACGUAGAGGAGUCAAGCUACUAUGGAGUUCCUCAACCUGCGUCCUCGGGCAAUCGACCUCGCGCAAAGACAAGGCCCGCCAGCUACUAUGCUGGGCAGACACAUCCACCUCCCCACGUUGGCAGCUGGCAGCAGAGCCCCAUGAUGCCAAUGGCAUACUCACCGGCUGGUUCCUACCCUCCACCGCAAGGUUUCCCUCCGGGCCCGCCUCCCAUGCACAUGCCUAUGCCUCCUUCAAACGCGGGCCCGCCUGGGUACUUCGACGGAGGACCAUCUCCGCCUACUCAGCACCGAGAUCUGCGGUCCCGUUUUGAACGACCUUCGUCAGCCAUGGGCGUGCACCCAACCCCUCCACGAGGCUAUGAGGCAAGCGACUUUGUGUUUGAGCACGAUCAGGAGGACUUUUACGCGCGCCCCGGCGACGAGCCUCAAUACCAAUCAAAGCGCUCGUCGCGGACGGCCAAGCACGACGAGGACCGCAAGCGAAUGCCUCCUCCCGAGUUCAAGAACGUCAGAUCUAUUCCCCGUCGACCGAGCACGACUGCCAACCCGUCCACACCCUUCCAGCCGCCACCACAGCGACCGGCUUCCCGUCAGGGGCACUCUCGCCCACCUCGCCCAUCUCAUCGGCGAUCUGUCGGUUUCCAUGAGCAAGCGGCAUUUGACGAUGACGAGGAUGAGCUCGAGCAGGAAGACUUGUUCCACGACAUGUCGCCAGAGCCAGUCCACGAGCAGCGCCGCCGGUCCAUGUUCCGUCCUCGGCGAGAUUCCAUGUACUAUGAGGACGACGAGUACGACAUCGCCCCCGCCCGUUCUAGCCGCCGGGGAAGUAUCUAUGGCUCGGUGCCUCUUGGUUCUGGAGGCGUCAGCCUACCCAAGGAGGACAAGUACCUGGAGGCCAUGAAGUAUCAGGAAGAUGUCACUGGGCCUACGCAGGUACCACUUACUGCCGACGCUCUUCGUAAGGCAAACAAGCCCAACGUUGCCAGCAGCCGCUCGACACGCAGCAGUGCCAGCCGCGACGAGAGCGAGUACAACAAGCGCAGCAACGCGACUGGUAUUACUCGCUCGUCAUCUGGAGGCAACGGAGACGACUUCACGAUCAAGGUGUCCGGCCAGGCUGUCGUACGUGUGCCUGGCGGCGCCGAAAUUGAGUGUGAAGACAGUGAGAUCACCUUCUCCCACGGCGGUCGAGGCAGCGGAGCAAGCGACCAAGCCAGCAGUUUCUACCAGCUGGAGGAUGGGGCCAGCAGCCGUCGCGAGCGUAAGGCUCUCCCACCCUCCUUGCCAUACCGCCCCCGCGCACCUAGCCAGGCCGACUCGCAAAGUCGCAGGCAGUGCGCUCCAAGCCACGCCCCUUAUGAGCCCUUUGAUUACUAAAGGGCAUGUUCACGAAACGAUGAGUUCUGACGACGCGACGAAAUGAGCAUCUAUUUCUUUCUCUAUCGCCUUCUGUUACGGUUACAAAACUGGGCACAUUGGGGCAGCGAGCGAUAUUUUUUUUUCUCUACUUUCUUAUUUUGGAUAUCU
This is a messenger RNA of Emericellopsis atlantica, 2264 nucleotides long. RefSeq lists its product as uncharacterized. The transcript has 2 exons. NCBI's taxonomy places the organism in Eukaryota, Fungi, Ascomycota, Sordariomycetes, Hypocreales, Bionectriaceae. The coding region runs from base 327 to 2114 and encodes 595 amino acids. The record is from RefSeq and is a predicted model, not a curated record.